AUGGUGGCCUUCAACCUCUCCGCCACACUCAACGCCCUCCGCGUCCUCCACAAGCCCACCCUUCUCCAGCCGCACCUCACCAUCCCCACCUUCGCCGACCUCCCCGUGCCCCUGUCGCCGCACAUCCGCGCCGUCAUCCUCGACAAAGACAACUGCUUCGCCGUCCCGCACGCGCUCGAGGUCUACCCGGGGUAUAACGAAAAGUUCAAACAGCUGAAGGAAGCGUAUCCGGGCGGGAGACUGCUGAUCGUCAGUAACUCGUCGGGAACAACGUGGGAUGAUCCCGGCGGCAAGGAGGCCGCAAUUCUCGAGCAAAACACAGGUGUUACAGUCCUCCGGCACUCCACCAAGAAACCUGGCUGCCACGCCGAAAUCUUCACGCACCUCGUCGCGGCCGACAUCGGCGUCACACGUCCGGACCAAGUCGCCGUCGUCGGCGACCGCCUCUUCACCGAUGUGCUGAUGGCGAACCUUAUGGGGUCCUACGCGGUAUGGGUCAAAGAGGGCGUGAUCAGCCCCGAGAAGCGAUUCUAUGGGCGCGUGGAGUGGGGGCUGGCGGCAUUCAUGGAGAGGCGCGGGUGGGCGCCGCCGACGCCGAGUUCGAGGUUGUUGAGCGUGGCGGGCAAGAAGGAGUAG
Molecule: messenger RNA, 636 nt
Organism: Morchella sextelata
Lineage: Eukaryota; Fungi; Ascomycota; Pezizomycetes; Pezizales; Morchellaceae
Exons: 5
Coding region: 1-636 (211 amino acids)
Biological process (GO): cardiolipin biosynthetic process
Cellular component (GO): mitochondrion
Molecular function (GO): phosphatidylglycerophosphatase activity
Source: RefSeq, a predicted model, not a curated record